Molecule: messenger RNA, 3051 nt
Organism: Leishmania braziliensis MHOM/BR/75/M2904
Lineage: Eukaryota; Euglenozoa; Kinetoplastea; Trypanosomatida; Trypanosomatidae
Exons: 1
Coding region: 1-3051 (1016 amino acids)
Source: RefSeq, a predicted model, not a curated record
AUGCCGCGCAACCUUUACCGCAUUCCCGUGAAGCAGCAGUCCAACAUGUCUGCAGCAUCGAAGGUUACUCCGGCUCCAGUUGACGACGCCCGCGAAAAGAACCAUGAAUUGGCGUCAUUGCCGUCUACCAGUGUGCUUCCAAUCAGAGCCAAACAUCGUGGACGCGGACGUCCGCGUACCUAUCCCAGCAAUACAUCCUCUGCGCACUCUCUCCACCCACACCUUGCGCUAGCGGAGCCCGGGAGUGGAGAUCACGAGGAGACACCGACAGCUACAGCGUCGCUGCCCGCUGUAUCCAAUCCCACUUCUACUGCAGCAGCUAUCGUCGACUCCGCAACAGCGAUGAACCAUCUCGAGGUCAUAGAGGGCGCAGAGACUUUCGGAGCAGCGGCGGCGGCUUCGGCUGAACUGCUCUUACAGAUGCCGCUUGCACCUCUCCCUGUCUCUUUUUCGUCUAGCCGCACCAUCAAAGCACAGUCCCUCGUUACGACUACCCCAGUCGACACUGUGCAAGGAAAGCAAGAAGCGGGCACCAUCUCUUCUCUUCCCCCUUCACACUCCACCACGCGGAGGGUAGCCACUGUGCCGGCAAGCAUGGCAGCAGAGAAGGUCGACUGUGCGACCUUAGGCGCACAGCCACUCUUGCCUUCCAUGGCAGCGUGUAUGGCGGCGUGUUUCGGGUGGCGACUCAAAAGGUGUUGUGUCGGCGAGGGGGCUCAGAUCAUGUUUGCCUUGCAGCACCGCACGGUGCCAGUGGUACACGUGACGAUCGAAAGCACUAGAGGCUCCUUCAUGCAGGAGUGCGGCGUUUCAGGUGAGACCGACGACAGUGCUAUUCGUGUCAACGGCACUCUCAUGAGUCUCACGCAAUGUGCGGCGUAUCUGCAGGAGCUGACCCACGCACUCUUCACUUUGUCGGGCAUCUCGCACUGUGGACCUCCAACGGAUCACGUGCCAGCGGAAGAGCAGAGGAAUAAUGAGGUGAUAGGGGAUGGAGGGCUGGUACCAUCGUCCACCGCGCCGACACCGCAUCUGUUUACGCCAAACGCGGAGGCCAAGUUCGCCGAGAGACGAGGCAAGAAGCGGACGCGCAGUCGCUCUUCCUUGCCGGGUGCGCACUCGACCGCAUCAGUACUUCGCACAGCUGAGCUUGUCUCCGGCGCCACCGUGUUGAGCCUCGCAGAGGCGUCUGCAACUGUGGAAAGGGGCGAUGCAGAGGCGAGAAAGGAGUCGCAGCCAUAUCUUCUGCCCUUGAAGUCUUCUAACGCGACCCUGUCGCCGGAACUGCUGACGACGCCGCUUCCUGCUUCGCUGACAGCUACCGACGUCAAGGUCAAAACUGAACCGUCACUCCUCGAGACUUCACCGAUAAUAAGCGAGUCGGAGAACGACGGGGGCACGCAGUCCUUGAGUGCUUUGGCCGCACUGGUUGCUGCCAUGGAAUGUGGUGAGCCGGCGACUUCGCUGCCACGGGCUCCUCCUGCCUUGCGCACCAACGCUGGUAAGUUCAGCGCACCGUCAAAACGGGAUUUGUCCUCGACAAACAAAGGCACCGCUUCAAGAGAGCCACGUGCCUCCUCUACUGUUUUUGCCUUCCCAACCAUGCGGCAGCGGCGCACUCUGGUGUCCCCCCACAUCGCUUGCGCCGCAGCGGGGUUGGCAUCCGCCAUAACCGGCGCGCAUCAUGUGCCCCCAGCCUCUCCAACUCCACCUCACGUAGCGCUCGGGACGGCAACCUUUACGAUGCCGUUUGCUUUCCACCACGCGUCUGCUGCGCCCCUCUCUGCAAGUGCCACACCGGAAGAGCUCGAUCUGGUCAGUUGCACUAACGACAGUAAAGAUGGCUACCGAAGCGUCUGGUGCGACUCGGCUGGUUGGUCGACGGACUCAUCGCGGCUCUGGUUGGCCCACACCCACGCCGUCAGCCGUGCGUUUGCGUGCAUGCCUGUCCCCUGUUACACCGUUCCAGCGACCAUGAAGGUCAGUGAGCCACUCGGCGGUGAGGGUGCUAACGAACAGAAGACCAGCACAGCUGCAUCUGCGUCCUCGCUGGUACCGCUGAUGGGCUCGGCAGCCGCUGCCGCCUUCGUACGGAUGACGCUUCGGUGGCGAUGGCGCGAGCGCUCGUCUAUGGGGACGGCAAUGGAGGACUCUCUGCGUAUGGCUGUCGGUUCUGGUCAUCUUCGCGGCGACGCCCUCGAGGCCGGUGUGCAGGCGCUUCAAGCGAGCGAGGCGGAGCAGCACCGGUACAACGGAGUGGACGUCGACGUUGGUGAGGAUGGCAGCGACCUUGGACCCUUGUGCCGGAGGACCGCAGCGGAUGUGGGUCAGGUAGGCCACGGAACGGUGCAGCAGCAGAUUCUGUCGUUUCCGGCCUGCCCGCCGCGUGCGUUACUGCCGGUGUCGGGCAGAGCCAUCGUCGAGGCGCAGCACCGCAUCGCAGAAGCUGAGGAGGAGAAAGGCGGAGAAGAGGCUGCACAGGGGCCGCGUUAUGUCGCGUGCGCUGGUGGCAUUCCCUCCGCCGACCGUAUAGUGAUUGACCACACCUACUCUACUCGCGGCUCGUACGUGAUGGCACCACCCGUGAUGGCAGAGGGGGCAACAGCAACGCCGUGCCGCCGUUUGAUGUUGCAACGGAAUCCACAGGAGGACCUGCACUACCACGUUUACAAGCGUGUCAUGCCUACCGACAUGCGUCUGGCGGUGGAGGCGGAGGAGACACUGACGAUUGGGUCAGGGGACAUUGCGCCACCACCCGUGGUCGAUGAUGAGUUGUCGCCCACCUACAACCUGCGCCGCCGCUUUGGCCGCGGCGCAGGUGACGACAACGAGGAUGACGAGGGGAGGGACGACAGAGGUGAUGACGCCGACGAGGGGAAAGCGUACGACUCAUCAAGUGCCUCCCGGGCAGCGCCGAGGGCCCCUGGUGCAACCGCCGUGGCAGACGCCAGGGGAGGCGUCUUAUCCACUGACAUUGACUACGUUCUACGGUACCGCCCAUCGAUUCGGCGCAUUCCAAUGCCGGAUGUCGAGUCCCGAUACGGACCGUGA